Messenger RNA from Eruca vesicaria subsp. sativa (arugula), 2850 nucleotides. The record is from the annotation of a GenBank genome assembly. Lineage: Eukaryota; Viridiplantae; Streptophyta; Magnoliopsida; Brassicales; Brassicaceae.
AUGAUUUUGCAACAAGGAUUACCGCUUCUCUAUCAGCAGUUCACGGCGUUAUUCAAGAAGAACCUGCUGCUCUCAUGGAGGAACAAGAGAUCUACGUGUCUUCAGCUCUUCUCAUCAUUCUUCUUCAUCCUUGUCAUAUUUUGUAUCGAGGAAGCUAUGAAGGCGAGCGAGGCAUCCUCAACUGCCUACAAGAACGUCACCGAUCCCACGCUUCUGUUUUCGCCACCUAUUCUUCCUUGUGAGGAUAAGUUCUUCGUGAACCUUCCUUGCUACGACUUCGUAUGGAGCGGUAACGAUAGCCGCCGUGUGACUGGCAUCGUCUCUGCAAUCAUGGCUAACAAUCCAGGGAGACCAAUUCCGACCAACAAGGUUCAAUCGUUCAAAAGGCCUGAGGAGGUAGAUGCAUGGUUUAUGUCACAUCCUUUGCAAGUCCCAGGAGCUUUGCAUUUUGUGGAAAGGAAUGCUACAGUAAUCAGCUAUGGAGUUCAGACAAAUUCUUCAUCGGAGAAAAAACGUGGUCAGAUGGAAGAUCCAACGUUUAAGUUCCUUGUUCCUCUUCAAAUCGCUGCAGAGCGUGAGAUCGCGAGGUCCUUAAUUGGAGAUCCAAAGUUUGGUUGGGGUUUUGGAUUUAAAGAAUUUGCACGCCCAGCUAUUAUAGGUGAAGCUAUCUCAGCACUCAAAGUUAUGGGACCAAUCUUCUUUCUUGCCUUUUCCAUGUUUGGUUUUGUUCUCCAGCUCGGUUCUCUUGUCACCGAGAAAGAGCUAAAACUUCGUCAGGCAAUGACAAUGAUGGGAGUUUUUGAUACAGCCUAUUGGUUAUCAUGGCUCACAUGGGAAGGACUACUUACGUUUGUAUCAUCACUCUUCUUAGUCCUCUUUGGAAUGAUGUUCCAAUUCGAUUUUUUCUUGAAGAACAGUUUCUUUGUUGUCUUUCUACUCUUCUUGCUUUUUCAGUUUAAUAUGAUUGGCCUAGCCUUCGUGCUAUCAUCUUUCAUCAGCAAAUCAUCUUCAGCAACAACUGUUGGUUUCCUUGUGUUUCUCAUUGGCUUUAUUACACAGAUUGUAUCAGCUACUGGAUUCCCUUACUCCAACGCUUAUCCUGCUUCUCGACGGGCGCUGUGGUCACUCUUCCCUCCCAACACUUUUUCUGCGGGCCUUAAGCUUCUUCUUGAUGCAACUUCAACUCCAGCAAGUUCAGGAAUUAGCUGGAGUGACAGAGCUGUAUGCGAAGGAGGCAUGCCAACUUGUGUAAUUUCAAUUGAUAUUAUAUACCAGUGGCAAGUCGGGACAUUCCUUUUCUGGUUUUUCCUCGCCAUCUACUUUGACAAUAUCAUUCCCAAUGCGUCAGGUGUGAGAAAACCCAUCUUCUACUUUCUAACACCUGGUUAUUGGACUGGCCAAGGAGGCAAUAAAGUGGAAGAAGGUAGUAUUUUUAGCUGUAUUGGUUCAGUUCCACCGGUAGAGCAUGUAGCCCCAGAGGACCAGGAUGUGCUUGAAGAGGAGACGGUAGUUAAACAACAAGCAAUGGAUGGAAUAGUUGAUCCUAACAUUGCUGUUCAGAUUCAUGGUCUUGCAAAGACAUAUCCUGGAACGACGAAGCUUGGUUGUUGCAAAUGCACCAAAACAUCUCCUUUUCAUGCUGUAAAGGGUUUGUGGAUGAAUAUUGCCAAAGACCAGUUGUUUUGUCUACUUGGACCCAAUGGCGCAGGAAAAACAACUUCAAUCAGCUGUUUGACUGGAAUAAAUCCAGUAACUGGUGGGGAUGCUCUUAUCUAUGGAGAUUCCGUGAGAAGCUCUGUUGGUAUGUCCAACAUUCGUAAAAUGAUAGGAGUGUGUCCUCAGUUUGAUAUUCUUUGGGAUGCUUUAUCAAGUGAAGAACACUUACACCUCUUUGCUAGCAUCAAAGGGUUGCCGCCUGCAUCUAUCGACUCGACCGCUGAGAAGUUACUGGCGGAUGUAAAACUGACAGGUGCGGCGAAAGUUAGAGCAGGAAGUUACAGUGGUGGAAUGAAACGCCGACUCAGUGUAGCAGUUGCACUCAUUGGUGAUCCCAAGCUGGUCUUCCUAGAUGAACCGACAACUGGCAUGGACCCUAUCACGAGGAGACAUGUGUGGGACAUUAUACAGGAGUCAAAGAAAGGCCGUGCCAUCAUACUAACAACGCAUUCAAUGGAGGAAGCUGAUAUUUUAAGUGACCGAAUAGGGAUCAUGGCUAAGGGCAGGCUCCGUUGCGUUGGGACAUCAAUCAGGUUAAAGUCUCGUUUUGGCACUGGUUUUGUUGCUACCGUUAGCUUCACUGAAAGCAAAACCGGAGCUGGAGCUUCACACGAGCCAGUGAAGAGAUUCUUUAAAGAGCAUUUGGAAGUUGAGCCAGCAGAUGAAAACAAGGCUUUCAUGACUUUUGUUAUCCCCCACGACAAAGAGAAACUUCUUACAGGUUUUUUUGAGGAGCUAGAAAACAGGGAAUCUGAGUUUGGAAUCUCGGACAUACAGCUUGGACUUGCAACUCUUGAAGAAGUGUUUCUGAACAUCGCUAGACGAGCUGAACUGGAAAGUGCAACUGUUGAAGGAAAUAUGGUCACUCUCGAGUUAGAAUCUGGCAUCUCACUAGAGAUACCCGUGGGAGCCAGAUUUGUUGGGAUCCCUGACACGGAAAACGCAGAGAAUCCAAGUGGGGUAAUGGUUGAAGUCUAUUGGCAACAAGACGGGUCGGGAUCGAUGUGCAUCACGGGGCAUUCAUCGGAGUUGCGGGUCCCACAGAAUGUUCUGGUGACACGUCCACCAUCUCCAAAUGCAUUAGGACAUAAAGGGCUACGCCAAGCGAUUCGGGGUAUUGUGAUAGAUUUAUGA